UUAGUCACUAUUUUUGAAAAUUAACGUUUGUAUUGAACGUGAAUUCUGUUAAUUAAACUUCUUUCUCACAAAUUUUAAAAUGUAACACUGUUUAUUUGCAUACACUUUAAAAGUUUUAACGUCUUAUUUAAAUUUAUUGUGGUAUUUCCUUAUUGAUUUGAAAACUAUGUACACUUUAAAAUUGCCACUAUUUAUUUACAUGAUCAAGUCUUUUAGAGCAGUUUUACACAAUUUUUUUCAUCACUUUACUGAUUUAACACUUGAGAAUAUUUUUAAGUAGUUUUAAUACAGAUUGAUUGCUUUUUAUUAUUUUUAUUUACUUAAAAAUACGGAGGUCCUAUAUCAAUGUUGCCACAGGGCAACGGUGGCGCCCUAAAAGCAAUAUGAGAUUUAUAUUAUCUUGCUUUCAGCUAAAGACUCCAUGAAAGAUCAUGACUAUGCUUUGAGUUAUCAAAUCGAAGGGUCUGUCGACCUAGCAGAAGGGACAUCAACUAAUGUGAAAACUGACGGUAAAUGUCCUACUGUAUCAGAAAUGCAAACACAUGAAACAUUGGAAAUUCUUGACAACCAGCCUGUAUCAAUAUUAGGAACUGUAUCAACAGAUUUGAAACACAGUGGGCAGCAAAUUAAAAGUAAAGGAACACCAAGGAAAUAUCUUGUUAAAGGAAGAGUGAACCUGACAACAACAACAUAGUGUAGGUGUUUUAUAAAAAGAAUGAAAGAAAUGUCUAUCAAAGAAAACAAGAAGCAAAAGCCAUUUUCCGAAAGAUUAGAUACUGCUACAUCACUAAGUAAUAGCCAAUUGUUUGUUAAAAAUUUUUGCAACAUUACUCAUCAAGCACAAGAUUUUAUUCUUAUGCAGUUGAAACUGGCAGGUAAAAAGAAGAAAGCAAUGCGAUACACCACAAAUGAAAAGCUUUUAUCAUUAUCACUAAUGAAGGAAAGCCCUAAAGGAUAUAGGCUAUUACAAAAGAUAUUUAACUUGCCUACUAAAAGAACUCUAAACCGCCUUGCUGAAAACAUAACAUUUGAUGUGGGCAUAAAUGAUAAUAUUUUUAAAAUAUUAAAAAACAAAGCUCAAAAAUGGACCACAAAGAAAAAAUUGUGUUCAAUCCUGUUUGAUGAAGUAGCUCUCACGCCUCAUCUCACAUAUGUUGAGUCACAAGAUGAAAUAAGGGGCUUUAAGGACUUUGGGAAUAACAGAGAAUUUAAAUUUUGUGAUCAUGCUCUGGUAUUCAUGUUAAGAGGAGUCUGCUCAAAGUGGAGACAACCUAUUUCAUUUUAUUUUUGUGAGGGUACUACUGCAGCUGUUACAGUUGUACAGAUUUUGAAAGAAGUGGUCACAAGAGUAUGUGAGUCAAGCUUGAUACCCGUGGCUGUUGUGUGUGACCAAGGUUCUACAUUUCGAACAGCUAUAAAUAUAUUAAAGAGAGAAACAGAACGCAAAAAGAAUUUGAAUGAACAACAUUAUGAUGGAACUGUUGAGAUAUUCAAUCAUGAAUUAAAUGUGGUGUAUGAUCCACCACAUUUACUAAAAGGACUAAGAAAUAAUUUUUUAAACAAGGAUAUGAUCUUUAAAGGGAGGAUUGCCACUUGGAGUGACAUACUCUCAGUUUACAAUGCAGAUUGCCAAUUAGGUCACACAAGAAUGAAUAAAAAGUUAACAGAUCACCAUGUUUACACUGAGAAAAUGAAAAAAAUGAAAGUGUCUGUGGCUGCCCACUGUGUGGCGUCCGCUAGUGAUGAAUACAUCACCCCUAUUUUCCCAACCUUAGAGUUCAAAUUGGAACUAAUUUUGAAGUCCUAUCUAAUAAGAAAAUAAUUAUUAAAAUUGGAUAACAUUAUGAGAAGUUAUGUUCGGUUUUACUUUACAAUUAAUAUGUAUACAAUCAAUCAUCCCCUGUUUUCCUACCCUUAUGGUUGGAUUUUCUUCUCCAAAUUUAUAUGGGACCUUAUUCGAAACAUAGCGUAUAUGAGGUGCUACGUAAAUUUGGAAAAGAAAAUCCAACCCUUCUAAUUGAAAAAAUUAUCAAAAUCGGACUACUCAGUAAAAAGUUACAUGUUGAUACAUAAAAAAAUAUAUACAUGUUGAUUGCUUAACCUUCUUGUAACUAAGAGUAACAAACAUCCAUACAAACUUUCGCGUUUAUAAUAUAAGUAGGAUUUCUAAUGAAAAAUUUAAAAGAGAGUUUUUGGGUGGUCCGCUGAUUCUCAAACAUACCGAAUAUACAUAUAAAACUUCAUCAAAAUUGGUCAAGCCAUUUCAGAGGAGUAACAACAAGCAACACUUUUUAUUUCACAUUUUAUAUAUGUAUAUUGUAUAUAGAAUAUUAUACAUAUCCUAAUAAUAUUAUUAUAAAGAGGUAAUUAGUGAGUUAGUCUGUU
Molecule: messenger RNA, 2385 nt
Organism: Bicyclus anynana (squinting bush brown)
Lineage: Eukaryota; Metazoa; Arthropoda; Insecta; Lepidoptera; Nymphalidae
Exons: 5
Coding region: 422-694 (90 amino acids)
Source: RefSeq, a predicted model, not a curated record